AGAUCCUACAAGGUUUUUCUUACUGGAGCAAGUGGAGUGUAAGGGCCAGCCAAAAAUCUUUUAACACUCUUCUGCUUCUUCUUCCUUAAUCAUUUUAGUAGCAGAAGAAGGCCAAAGUCUGAAAUCUGAAAAUGGCGGAAAAGCUUGCGCUACCGCUUCUACUUCCAAAUCCACCGCCUCCUAAACCUUUCUUUCAAGACCCACAACUCCAACCUCCUCCUUCUUCUCAGCAUCAACUCCAAAAUCCUUCUAAUUUAAUCCUCCAAAAUCUUCUCAACCAGCAAACUCAACUCACAAAACCCACCGCCGCCGCAUCCACUUCCACGUUCAAUCAAUCUGUAGCUGUUGAAAAUCCCAGCCAGCCCCUUAUUCCCCGGACUCGGCGUCGUAUUGGCAAACACCGUGACUCCAAUAAAGGCAAGCCUUGGUCCGACCACCGCCUCUCCCCUCAAGGCGAGCUUGCUCUCCAAACCCUUAUCGACCCGCAAUUCGAAAGUGGUAGAAUUGACCAGGUAUUACUUGCUUUGUUCAAUUCCCAUUUGAAUGAUAAUGAAGAGGGUGCUGAAUUUCGCAGUGAAGCACUAGGUUUUGAUUUCUUGGGUUUAGUUAAGGGUUUAGGGCAUUACAAGAAAUGCGACUUGGCACUCAGGGUAUUUGAAUGGAUUGGGAUUCAUGGUCAUUCGGAUAUUUUGUUGAGCAAUUCUGUUGUGGCUGUGAUUAUAACUAUGUUAGGGAAAGAGGGCCAGGUUUCCACCGCUGCUUCUCUGCUUCAUCGUUUGCAUAAAGAUGGAUUCUCCCUUGAUGUUUAUGCUUAUACUUCGUUGAUUUCUGCUUUUGCUAAUAACGGGAGGUACCGAGAUGCUGUAAUGGUGUUCAAGAGGAUGGAGGAAGAGGGUUGCAGGCCUACUUUGAUCACUUAUAAUGUUAUCUUGAAAGUGUAUGGCAAAAUGGGAAUGCCUUGGCAUAAAAUUAUGAUGGUUUUUGAGAAUAUGAAGAAAUCUAGGGUUGCCCCUGAUGCAUAUACGUAUAAUACUCUUAUUACUUGUUGUAGAAGAGGAUCUUUGCAUGAGGAGGCUAAAGAGAUUUUCGAGGAGAUGAAAUCAGUUGGAUGUGUACCGGAUAAGGUUACCUAUAAUGCAUUGCUUGAUGUAUAUGGGAAGUCGAGGAGGCAUGAGGAAGCUUUGGAGGUUUUGUAUGAGAUGGAAAUGAAUGGUUUCUCUCCCAGCAUCGUGACAUACAAUUCUCUGAUUUCGGCUUAUUGUAGAGAUGGCUUGUUGGAGAAAGCUAUGGAGUUAAAAUCAGGAAUGAUGGCCAAGGGAAUCAAACCUGAUGUGUUUACUUAUACUACUCUGUUGUCAGGAUUUGAGAAGGCUGGUAAAGAUGAGUCUGCGAGGAGGGUGUUUGAUGAGAUGAGAGCUGCAGGUUGCAAACCAAAUAUUUGUACAUUUAACGCUCUUAUAAAGAUGUAUGGCAACAGGGGAAAAUUUUCAGAAAUGGAGAAGAUCUUUAAAAUGCUGACUGAUUCCCAAUGUACUCCUGAUAUUGUGACAUGGAAUACGCUUCUUGCUGUUUUUGGUCAGAAUGGCAUGGAUUCUGAGGUCUCAGGAGUGUUCAAGGAAAUGAAAAGAUCAGGCUUUGUAGCUGAACGAGACACUUUUAAUACCCUGAUCAGUGCCUACAGCAGGUGUGGCUCUUUUGAUCAAGCCAUGGCUGUCUACCAGAGAUUGCUGGAAGCAGGGGUUACUCCGGACCUUUCCACUUAUAAUGCCGUUUUAGCUGCUCUAGCUCGUGGAGGACUAUGGGAGCAGUCUGAGAAAGUGUUUGCUGAAAUGAAGGAUUGUCGUUGUAAACCCAAUGAACAGACCUACAGUUCUUUGCUUCAUGCCUACGCUAAUGGUAAAGAGAUUGAAAAGGUACAUGCUCUUGCAGCAGACAUAUUCUCUGGUGUAAUCGAGCCUCAUGCUGUUCUUUUGAAGACCCUUGUCCUGGUCUAUAGCAAGAGUGGCCUACUGGAUGAAACCGAAGUAUCCUUUUCAGAGUUGAAAAGAAGAGGUUGUGCAUUGGAUAUAACAACUCUGAAUGCCAUGAUCUCCAUAUAUGGACGCAGGCAAAUGAUUGCCAAGGCAAAUGAGAUCAUGACAUUCAUGAGAGAAAGUGGGUUUAUGCCUACUUUAGCCACUUAUAAUAGCUUGAUGAAUAUGUAUUGCCGGUCAGAAAACUAUGAGAAAGCUGAAGAAAUUCUGAAAGAGCUUGUUGGAAAAGGAGUCAAGCCUGAUGUCAUCUCAUACAACACAGUGAUAAAUGGAUAUUGCAGAAAUGGUCGGAUGAGGGAUGCCUCUCGAGUCUUUAUGGAAAUGAAAGAAUCUCGUGUUGUUCCAGACGUCGUCACGUACAACACAUUCAUCGCAAAUUAUGCAGCUGCUGCAAUGUUUGUUGAGGCCAUUGAUGUGGUGCGCUACAUGAUCAAGAAUGGCUGCAAACCAAAUGAAAACACCUUCAACUCCAUCGUAGAUUCAUACUGCAAGCUGAAUCGUAGAGAUGAGGCAGUCGUCUUUGUUAGUAACCUUCGGGAUCUUAAUCCCCAUAUCUCCAGAGAAGAGGAAGUUAGAUUAUCUGAAAGGCUCAGGAGUGAGUAGUCCUCGAAAGCUUGUACGAUGUAUAGUAUGCGUCAUGAUUACACGACUGAUAAACUACUAACUUUAUGUAUUCUUAGACAUUGUAUAGCUGUCAAAAUCUCAUACUAAGAAAUGUUGGAACCAGGUUUUCUAGCCCAGAGAUUUUCUUAGUCAAACUAACACUGGAAGAAAGCAGCAGUUUUUCAUUCUGGAAAAUACUCAUUGUACUUGAUGAAUCCAACCGGAUCCCUUCUCCGGGUUUCUUCCAGUCCACUAAAAUCAUGGUUGGGAUAGAAGACCUAUCAAAUCUCCUUCCAGUCUUCCCCUCAUUCCGACGUCAUGGUGUUCACAAAUUGGUGACUGUUGCUGAAGGUUUUCAUAUAAGUUGUGGAAAUGUUGAUUCCGUUGGAAAAGUGUGUGCAUACAUGUAAUUGGCUGAAUUGAUUCGGCUUAACGUACCAAAUUGAAAUAGAUAUGUCUUCGCAGC
Molecule: messenger RNA, 3102 nt
Organism: Oldenlandia corymbosa var. corymbosa
Lineage: Eukaryota; Viridiplantae; Streptophyta; Magnoliopsida; Gentianales; Rubiaceae
Source: the annotation of a GenBank genome assembly